Molecule: messenger RNA, 2007 nt
Organism: Nelumbo nucifera (sacred lotus)
Lineage: Eukaryota; Viridiplantae; Streptophyta; Magnoliopsida; Proteales; Nelumbonaceae
Gene: CW7
Product: CW7
Source: RefSeq, a predicted model, not a curated record
UUGUGCCACGCGUUCAAAACAUUCACCUCUGCAUCUAUUCUUUUCAGGCCAGGAGGCCCAGGACCGAAGCCUUAAGUUCCCUCUCUCCACCGGUUGCAAUCACAUCUCCGGUCGUCACCGAUAAGACGAGACUCUGAUUAUUCUGCUUUUUUUUUUCCUGCCCAAACCUCUCAUCCUUAUUUUCUUUUUUCUCUUAAUAAAACAUAAACCUUCUUUUCUCUUCGGGUCAGGAUCCAAAUCUCUUCUCUCUCUGGCGGGGAUUAAUCUCAUCGGUGAGAAUAGAUAGUGGCGACUCAAAUCCAGUUGCAGAACACUCCCACCGACGACCAUUGCCAGGAAAUUAGUAUCAUGGGAAACAACGGCCAGUUUUAGGUUUUUAAACGCUAAUUUUCCCUUUAAUGGAGGUAAAGCUAACCCUAGACAAUCUUUGAAGACGCAGAGAUCGAUUUCGAUCGCGAGAUUCAUCCAUCGAACCGGGGAAAACAAAAUGCUUGGUGAUGGGGGAGAAACCCCUUCUAGGUAUGAAUUAUUGAGCAUGGUGAGGAAGCACUCAAACUUGUUAGGAAAAACGUCAGUUGAUGAAGACGAUGGUACAGAUAUUGAAAUGGAUGCUGGCUUUUGGCAUGAUUUCUUGGACUUGUAUUUUAUUCGUAGUCGGGAAUCAAGGGGGCGUCAAGAUGAUGAUCUUGUUUUUUUUGUUAGGAAAAUGAACUUGCAUGGAUAUGGUUUCAAUGAUAAUAUGGAAGAACUUCCUCCUUAUUUCGUACGCAGGUGGGCACCUAAGUUGGAGAAAGUUCUUGGUGAAAACCCUGUAGAAGUGGAUUGGAGGCGGUCAUUCUAUUUGAACUUAAUUGCACAUACUUCAUUCACAGUGACUGUUGCAAUUUGCAGUAUUCAGGCUCUUCACAAUCAUCAAAAUGAAGCAGACACACCAUUAUCUCCUAUAUAUAAGGUUGUAAAAACUGUAUAUGCAUCUCCAAGCCGGGUUAAUUUUCAUCUGGACUCAAAAAAGGAAGCAGAAACUGUUCCUGCCUAUCCAGAUAUUUGUUUCGCAGUUGAUGACUUUGAUUCAACUUUCGAUGCAGUAGUUUUGACAGAAACAGAUCACUGCUACUGUGUGCUUCUCAAUGCACAUGACGGGGCAGCAUUUCCUACUGAAAAAGAAGUAGAUGGUUCCAGCUCUAGUAAUAAAUCCUCCUUGACGAUUGACACUGAUUCUGGAAGGGUGAAGAAAUCUAAGCUUACUCUCUUCUCGGGAUUUGUCAGCUAUCAGAUGGUUCGAGAUGCAUAUGAAGCUGGAAAGUCUCGAUUUGGGAGUCUUUUGUCAAUUGGUCAUAUUCCUAAACCAGAUAGACUUUACAUGAAAGGUCCUGGCGGACGUGGGGAAGUUGAAGUAGCUGUUUCUGGUGUUGCAGAUCAAAGCCAGCAGUUUUCAGGCCCUCAUUCACCACUUCAGAUAUCCCAAAGGGGAUUCGGUAUUGGCUCAAUUGUCCGCAGAGCAGCAUCAGCUGCAUCUGUAGCAGCAAAGCAUGCCUAUGCCGCUGCUGCUGCUACCAUGAGACCUGAUGAUGAGAUGCUUCCCCUCAAGUGCUGCUUAAUGUCCAUAUCUUUACCCUGGGAGCACAUUGCAUAUGAUCUUUUGUUCAAGGGGAACCCUCCGGUGAGUUUAUGAUCAACUCAUCUUGUUCUCAUGGAGUCAUGGAGAGCCUUGAUGCAAGGAACUCACCUCAGCUACAAGAGGGCAUACGUGUGUAUUUAGUUUUAGUGUAAUUUUUUCUCCCUUUAGCAUCACUGUCGUGGCACUUUCAUUUAUGUUUAUGGUGUCCCUUUGGCUUAGUGCUUUAGGACUGAGGCUAUUGUAUAAAUAAUCGCUUAGAGAUUGGGAAUGUGGCUCAAUAUGUAUUCCUUGUUUCUUGUCUUUGAUAGUGAAGUGAGGUCCUUGCAUUCAUAUUUACCGGUUUUCCCGUUACAUAAAUUUAGAGUAUCCACAACAUUACCAAUUUUCAA